AAAUGCCUAGCAUGCUUUCUCUUUCAGUUCAUUCACAGCUAGGUUGAAGCCCUCAGUUGAGCUAAUCUUUAAACCUAGAUAUGUGUAAUUUAUAGCGCAUUCUAUAUUUGUUGCCCCUAGUGUAAAAUCGAGUCAUAUUUCGUCCAGUCUGGGUCUUUCAUGUAAAAUCAUUAUUUUCGUCUUUUUAAAAUGAACUUUCUCCUGUCCUCCCUCUCGCUUUCUCUCUCUUUCCAUGUCUCUCCCACUCCAUGUCUGGGAUAUAUCCCUAGAUGAUAGCUACUUUGCACACUUUGCCUCUUGAUGAUACUGUAGUAACAGUCAUCUCUCCUCUUCAUGAACAACAUGUGAUUGCUGGCAUAUUCAGUACUGAUGUCACUCGUGCUGCUCAGGGGAACACAAGGGCCUAUAAAAAAGGAACUAUUGAAUGGAACCAAUGGACGGGCCAUGGCAUCCACACGUUCAGUGAGUCUGACAGAAUCUCUCAGGAUAACCAGCAUGAACGCGACCUACAACGAUCCCAACUUGGGGUCAUGCUGCUUAUUAUGAUGAACAGGAGCCUGCAGCAGCCAAUGUACCUGCUGUUCUUCAGCCUGUCCUUCAACGACGUCCUGGGCAACACGGUGCUUAUACCACGGCUGAUGUUGGACGUGAUCUCUACUGACAGGUCCAUCAGCUACCCCGCAUGUGUCUCCCAGGCCUUCUUCAGCCACACCUAUGGCACGUCCUGCCACACAGUGAUGAUGAUCAUGGCUUUCGACAGGUACGUGGCCAUAUGCCACCCUCUGAGGUACACCUCCAUCAUGAGCCCCGCCAUGGUGGCUAAGCUGACCGCGUCUGCUUGGAGCACAUCAAUAACGCUGGUGUCCAUCCUGCUGGCUCUCACCAUACGGCUAACACGUUGCCGUUCUGUCAUUCUCAAUGCCUACUGUGAAAACGCGUCCCUGUUCAAGCUCUCCUGCCAGGACGUGAGCAUCAACAACAUCUUCGGUCUGACAUUCACUGUUGUCCUUUUUGGCUCCUCCAUGGGCAGUGUGGCCUUCACGUAUUUCAGGAUCCUGGUCAGCUGUGUCUCCAGAAAGAACAAGGAGCUGAACAGGAAGGCCCUGCAGACCUGCGCCACACACCUGGUCCUCUACAUGGUCAUGCUCUGGUCCGGCUUCCUCAUCAUCAUUUCGCAUCGUCUCCAGAUCCACAACAGGUACCGGAAGAUGGCGGCCAUUCUCUUUCACAUCCUUCCCGCCAACAUGAACCCCAUCAUAUAUGCUAUGCAGACCAAGGAACUUAAGACAAGGAUUGUGCAGAUACUUCAUUCAAAAGUAACCCAGCUUCCGUAAUUCGAAAAUUAGCCUCUGAGUUACCUCUGCCGCAAUAUACUGGAUGCACUUGCACGCAUGUUUAAAAUGUUAAUUUUACUUUGUCAUCAUAUGUAUCAGCGUCACAAAGCAUAAAUUGUAGCUAACAUGUUAGAUGGCAUAAAUGUUAGGGCUUAAUUAUUAGGGCUAAUUAAGGGCAAAAAUUGGCAAACCAGAAACAGGUAUGUCCCUCAUUGCCCACCUCUGCAAUAUAGUAGUCUAUAUAAAUAAAUAGAAAUUCAUAAUCAAACAAGCCACAAGCUGGAUCUCAUUACAUUAUACAUUAUAUGUAUUUUUAUAGGUCAGAAAAACUCAUGCAAGUAGCCCAACUUUUAGAGGGGCCCAAUAUGAAGUCAUAGAGGGAGAAGUCUCCGUCCUGUUUUAUCAAAGACAAACUAUAUAUUAUAUAAUGAAGAGAUUAAAAAUAAAUUGAUACCCUGUUUGGCUGACAAGUCAGUUGGCAACUUUCUCUGGCUUUUCUGUAUGCAGAGAUUUUUUUGAUCAAAUAAAACAAGUUGCACAUAGUUCCACUGAGAAUAUUUCUGUUUUUUUAUUAUAAAACAUUUAGACAGUUUUGUAAUUCCAGUGGUGCAGUCCUAUAGAACUCUAUUCCACUGCAAAUGAAAACUUGCAUAACAAUCUUAUCGCUCAUUAAAUAAGCAGGUUGGUUCUCUGCGUGACUCUUGUUUCUUACUGUACCAAGAUCAUGAGUCAAAUUCUUUGCAUGUGAAUGAAAAUAAAAACACAUGAAUAUAGACAUUUGUGUCAUUGUUAUAUUCAAAGAAAUCAAAGAAUUUGUUGUACCUUGCUAAUAAUGCAGUAGUGUCUUAUUCAGAAUAGUUUCUUAUGCAAGGCAUACUUAUUUUAGCAGCUAUAUAUUUACAGGUGUAAAUACUGUAGAUGUUUUGUACAUUAUUCAAACAUUUUUUCCCUUAUUAACAGUGUAAAAUAUAUAAAAAUAAAAGUUGCGCAUCUGCACUUGUUGAGUACAGAGCCUAAUCAGGAAAAAACAUUUUUUGACCCAGACAUUAGAGAUUACAUUUGUGCUAUUAAUUGUCACCCUCUCUUUUUCAAUUGUUUUGCUUUGGGACCACUGUCAAGUGUAGGAGAUGGUUCAUUUAACUUCAUUUAGUGGAUUUAUUUUUCCACAAUGCCUCCUAUUUUAAAUCUUCAGUUUCCUGAAAAUCUAUUUUUGUAUUUUUUUUCCCCUAAUAUGUGUCCACACAGCAGAACACUUAUAAUGUUAAAUCAGGUGCAAAAUAGGACAUUUUACCCUUGUCAUGGUACUUGUUAUACUGUGUAACAGCCACAGCCCAGUUCAGCUCUCUUCUGACA
Anguilla rostrata (American eel) is the source of this 2687-nucleotide messenger RNA. Its product is annotated as putative gustatory receptor clone PTE03. Gene Ontology annotation, cellular component: membrane. Gene Ontology annotation, molecular function: olfactory receptor activity; G protein-coupled receptor activity; odorant binding. The coding region runs from base 270 to 1334 and encodes 354 amino acids. The transcript has 3 exons. Gene Ontology annotation, biological process: detection of chemical stimulus involved in sensory perception of smell; G protein-coupled receptor signaling pathway. The record is from RefSeq and is a predicted model, not a curated record. Lineage: Eukaryota; Metazoa; Chordata; Actinopteri; Anguilliformes; Anguillidae.